Messenger RNA from Etheostoma spectabile (orangethroat darter), 1850 nucleotides. RefSeq names its product reticulophagy regulator 1 (gene retreg1). The record is from RefSeq and is a predicted model, not a curated record. Bases 1 to 1380 code for a protein of 459 amino acids. The transcript has 9 exons. NCBI's taxonomy places the organism in Eukaryota, Metazoa, Chordata, Actinopteri, Perciformes, Percidae. Gene Ontology annotation, cellular component: endoplasmic reticulum membrane. Gene Ontology annotation, biological process: reticulophagy; negative regulation of neuron apoptotic process.
AUGCUGGGGAGCCGGGAAACAGGAACCGCGGGCUGCGGGGAGGCAGCUUCCGGGCUGCAGGGGCCGCUGAGCCGGGCACACCGCGAGAUGGAGACGCCUCCCGGCCGCCUAGGGUGUCGUCUCGCCGGCCUGGUCAACUGGAAGCAGAGACCGUGCCGGACUUCAGCCCUGUUUGCUGCAGCCAACACGGUGAUCUGGUUCGUGGCCUUCAGCUCUCUCCGAGCCUACAGCCUUCUGGCCGCCCUGCUGGCUCUGCUGGUCGUCACGGUGACCGCCAGAGACAUCGCUCGGUCCCGGUCCACAGGAGCUCACUUAUGGCGCAGCAUGACUGCAAGCUGGGAGAUCAUUGACUCAGGCCAGGACAGCCGCUCUGGGACUGGACCUCAGCUCAGCAACUCCCUCAACCUCUUCCUCCAGGAGACGUCAGCUUUCAAACAGCAAAACCCCGGCAAGUUUUGCCUGCUGGUUUGCAGUUUCUGCACCUUUUUCGCUGUCUUAGGACGUUACAUUCCAGGGAUUGUUAUCUCAUAUAUUCUAGUGCUGGGCAUUUUCCUGUGGCCUCUGGUCUCAUCUCACGAGGUCGGUUUGUGGCUAAAGCCAGUUCUGCAGAAGCUGGACUUUGGCAUCGGGGAGUUCCUUCAGAAAAUCAAAGACAACCAUGAGAAGCGAAUGAUGCAGUCUCAGACUGUGAAAGAAAGCAUCGAGUCGGACCUCUCUUCCAUGUUUCCCAAGGUCGACUCCACGGUGUGUAAGGAGAUGUCUGUCUCAGACACAGAGGUGUCUGACGUGACGUGGACGGACAACGGGACCUUCAACCUGUCAGAAGGACACACACCACAGACUGAGAACUCAGACGACUUUGACAGAGAAGAAGCGUUCACUGGAGGCCUCCCAGAAUUCCCCUCACUGGACAACGGCGCAACGACCAAUGGCGACGAUGACGAUGAGUUCAGCCUCGGCCUUCCCUCGCCUUCACCUCAGCUGCCAAUCACAUCCAAGCCCACGCCCCCUCGUCACGGAGACCAAACCACCGACAAAGCCCUCGAGUUAGUCAACCAGAUGGCGGGCGACUUCAUCGCGGCCGCCGUCACGGCCGCCAUGCAGGAGAGGAUAGAAGCAGCGGUCGGCUUCACGGCGCCGAGCUCCGGCACGACGCGGUCCAGACUCCCAGAGACCACCGGGCUGCUGGAGCUGGCCGAGGAGUCGGACAGCGAGAUGGAGGACUUUGAGCUGCUGGACCAGUCGGAGCUGGAGCAACUGGAGGGGGACCUGGGGCCGGGAGAGGAGAAGGCCCAGGCCAAAAAGGAGGAGGAGGUGGAGGAGGAGAGCGACAAGCCGGCCUCUUCUGGAUUCUUCGCCAAACUCCUGAGACGCCACUGAUCGAUGAAAGGUACGAUCCGCGGGGGGGGGCGGGGUGACUUACAGAGGACGUGUGGACGGGAGACGGGGGUGUUCUGGUCACAGCGGACUGUUGGGGGUAGGGAGAAAGCAAUGUUUCCAUUUAUUGUUACCCUGUAGAGCUAUCAUCAACCUUUUUAAAACUGGUCAGUUUGUCAAAUGUGAAAGUCAUGUCACUUUAAUCGGGAUCAUCCUAGAUUAAUGCCAGGAUCAGAGUACACAAUAUCGGCCCCAUAAUGCACCUCACCCGACAGACGUGGCUACAAAAAGUCUGGUUUGUCCUGUUUCAUCCUGUGUAGUGUGUGACAGUGAAAAAACUGGGACGCCUCAAACAUCCGGACCUAAAGAGGACGGUGUCACUCCUUCUUUGACAGAGUUUGACAACACCUACUGUACAACGUGUGUCAUUAAGUUGAUGAGAGCAGGAUGAAACACUAGUGAAUACCAUUCAC